Messenger RNA from Lethenteron reissneri (Far Eastern brook lamprey), 4411 nucleotides. RefSeq lists its product as uncharacterized. Gene Ontology annotation, molecular function: oxidoreductase activity, acting on paired donors, with incorporation or reduction of molecular oxygen, reduced flavin or flavoprotein as one donor, and incorporation of one atom of oxygen; iron ion binding; heme binding. Gene Ontology annotation, cellular component: intracellular membrane-bounded organelle; cytoplasm. Lineage: Eukaryota; Metazoa; Chordata; Hyperoartia; Petromyzontiformes; Petromyzontidae. The record is from RefSeq and is a predicted model, not a curated record. Gene Ontology annotation, biological process: xenobiotic metabolic process.
CCCUGCCCGGGUGUCAACACCCCCCAACAAGCCGCGUGUGCCCGAGUCCAGCGGCAGCAGUUGCAGGUGAACGACCCCAGCAGCGGACUUCUCUCUCCGUUCCGUGCCCGCCCGAGACUCCUCCACCAAGCAGGGAGCGAGGCUGCCAUGGCGGCGUCGCUGGGCUCCUCCGCGCUGGACGCCCUCUCCUCGACCCUGAUCUCGCCGUCGCUCUCCACCUGCCUCGUCUUCCUCGCCACCUUCCUGCUGCUGCUCGAGUGGCGCAAGGUCCAGCGGCCACGCGGCUUCCCGCCCGGCCCCACGGCGCUGCCCCUGCUGGGCAACCUGGGCUCCCUGCCCACGCAGGAGCCCGGCACGGCCCUGCACAAGCUCUCGAAGCGCUACGGGGACGUGUACAGCCUGCUGCUGGGCCGCGAGCUGUGCGUGGUCAUCAAUGGCUUCGAUGCCGUGAGGGAUGCGCUGGUGAACCACGCCAAGGAGUUUGCCGACCGCCCCUGGAUGGCGAUGAUUUCCAAGAUCACGGAGGGCCUCGGCAUCAUCACGGCGGGGUACGGCCACAGCUGGAAGCAGCAGCGGCGCUUCGCCCUCUCCACGCUGCGCAACUUCGGUCUCGGCAAGAAGUCUCUGGAGGAGAAGAUCAACGAGGAGGUGGCCAUCCUCGUCCAGACAUUCCGGGAGUCCGCUGAUGCCUUCGACCCCCACUUCAGCAUCAACAAUGCCGUGUCAAACAUCAUCUGCUCAAUCGUGUUUGGGAACCGCUUUGACUACGACGACAAGCGCUUCCGCGACUUUCUGCAACUCUUCGCCGAUAACUUCAGGAUCGAAGGCGGCUGGAGAGGGAAGAUAUGCAUAUUCAUGCCAUGGCUGGAAGACUGGCCCGGCCCUCACCAGAUUAUCUUCCAGAACGCGGACAAAGUGAAGCUGUUCUUUCAGGAGCGCAUCCGUGAGCACCGGCAAACACGCGAGGCCGGCCGACCGCGGGACCUGAUCGACGCCUACUUGGACGAGAUGGAGAAGGAGAGCCAGGACCCGGGGUCCACCUUCUCCGAUGGAAAUCUGCUCAACGUGGUCGGAGACCUGUUCAUAGCUGGCACCGAGACCAGCUCGACCACCCUGAGAUGGGCCUUGCUCUACAUGAUGGCCUAUCCCCACAUCCAGGAGCGCUGUCAGAGAGAGAUCGACGAGGUGAUUGGCGGCGAUCGCUCGCCAAACACGACGGACCGAGCAAACCUCCCGUACACCGACGCUGUGAUCCACGAAACCCAGAGGAUGGCCAACGUUGCCCCGCUGGGCGUCUUGCAUUCUACCACCACCGACGUCAAGUUUCGAGGAUACGAUAUUCCCAAGGGAACAAAGGUGUUACUUAACCUGACGUCGGUUCUGCACGACGAGACUCAGUGGAAAACGCCGGACGAAUUUAACCCCGACCACUUCCUGGAUAAAACGGGCCAGUUUGUCAAGCCUGACGCCUUCCUGCCCUUCUCUGCUGGUCCCCGUGUGUGCCUGGGAGAGAACCUGGCCAGAAUGGAGCUCUUCCUGUUCUUCACGUCUCUGCUGCAGCGCUUCAAGUUCCAUUGGCCCGACGCAACUUCUCGGCCCAACUUUGUAGCUGCCGAGGGUCUCAGCCGUGCCCCGGUGUUCUACAAGCUGGGCAUCCGCCCUCGCAACACGGCCAAGGCUGCCAUGGCGGCGUCGCUGGGCUCCUCCGCGCUGGACGCCCUCUCCUCGACCCUGAUCUCGCCGUCGCUCUCCACCUGCCUCGUCUUCCUCGCCACCUUCCUGCUGCUGCUCGAGUGGCGCAAGGUCCAGCGGCCACGCGGCUUCCCGCCCGGCCCCACGGCGCUGCCCCUGCUGGGCAACCUGGGCUCCCUGCCCACGCAGGAGCCCGGCAUGGCCCUCUACAAGUUGUCAAAAGAGUACGGGGAAGUCUUCAGCAUCUACCUGGGCCACACUCCUUGGGUGGUGCUCAACGGGUACGAAGCUGUAUGGGACGCACUGGUGCAGCACGCUAAGGAGUUUUCAGACCGUCCGGUGAUCCCCGUCAUUUCUAAAGUCACCCAGCGACUGGGGAUAUUAACGGCUCCGUACGACCACAGCUGGAAGCAGCAGCGGCGUUUCGCCGUCUCUACGCUGCGCAACGGCAAUACGUUUCUGAAGGAGAAGAUCAGCGAGGAAGUGGCAUUCCUCCUCCAGACAUUCCGGGAGUCCGGUAGGGUGGUGGAUCCUACCUUCACCAUUCAAAAUGCCGUGUCCAACAUCGUCUGCUCCAUUGUCUUUGGACACCGCUUCGACUACGACGACUCGCGCUUCCGCCACUUGCUGCACCUGUUGGCUGAGAACCUGCGGCUGUUCAGUGGCUGGAUUGGACAGCUCUGCAUGGUGAUGCCGUGGUUAGAAAACUGCCCGGGCCCUCACCAGCGAAUCUUCCGUAACGCGGACGCGUUGAGGGACUUUUAUGACGAGAGCAUCCAAGUUCACCGGCAGACACGGGUGGAAGGGCAGCCCCGGGACCUCAUCGACGCCUACCUGGAUGAGAUGGAGCAGGAGAGCCAAGACCAGAGCGCCUCGUCCUUCUCAGACGGAAACCUGAUCAACGUGGUAUCGGACCUCUUCGUCGCCGGCACUGAGACCACUGCCACCACCCUGCGCUGGGCCCUGCUCUACAUGAUGGCUUACCCCAGCAUCCAGGACCGUUGCCAGCGGGAGAUUGAUGACGUGAUUGGAAGUUCCCGUGCACCAGCCAUGUCUGACACGGCCUCCAUGCCGUACACCGUGGCCGUGAUUCACGAGGUCCAGAGGAUGGCCAACGUGCUCCCAACGGGGUUCAUGCACGCCACGGCCAGCGACGUCAUAUUCCGCGGAUACCGCAUUCCCAAGGGCACGAUCGUGAUACCGAACCUGACGUCAGUUCUUUACGAUGAGAACCACUGGAAAACUCCGCUCGAGUUCAACCCGGGGCACUUCCUCAACGACGCUGGCCAGUUUGUCAAGCCCGACGCCUUCCUACCCUUCUCUGCUGGGCCCCGCGUGUGUCUGGGAGAGAAUUUGGCCAAGAUGGAGAUCUUCCUCUUCUUCACAUCGCUGAUGCGGCGUUUCCAGUUCUACUGGCCUGACCCGGAGUCCCAGCCCUGCCUGGCUGCCGCUAUCGGAGCCUCGCGCUCCCCGCAGUCCUACCAGUUGGGCAUUCGGCAGCGUCCCGACAAGUGAGCCGCCCUGGCGUGCGGUGGCCACAGGGAGAACGGAGCCUCCACGCUGUCAUCAACGACAGCGACGACCCAAAACAGUCGUGGGCGUGAUUGUGUAGAAUGUGAUCAAUUAAAUAAGCACCUCCUUCACAUUUGUCCCUCUACUUUGAAAAUAUAAAAUGUUUUUACAAGCCACUCCGGGCUUGGCAAUCGAAGAACCGCGGGGAGUGUUCGUAACUCGGAUGGUGGCGCCACGGUGGCUAUGAGAUGUUCACUACCUCGCCUGGUAUACAGGAGGUCGUGGGUUCGAUCACGACCCUGACGCCUGUUGUAUAAUUGGAGUUUGCGGAGUCUCUUUCUCAUCAUCAUCACGGUGGCUAUGAGAUGUUAACUACCUCGCCUGGUAUACAGGAAGUCGUGGGUUCGAUCACGACCCUGACGCCUGCUGUUUAAUUAGAGUUUCCGUGUCUCUCCCUGUGGUCGAGUGGAGUUUUUUCCGUAUCCUCCGGUUUUCCCCUCCACAUUUAGAAUCGACAUCACGCGUUUAGAGUAUAUUUGGCUGCUACAAAUUGCCACAUGACAAGCCACUUCGUUGAUUUAUCACUUGUGGCCAGGACGCUUCCGAAAACGAGCUACACAGCUCAGUGGGCCUUACCUGGCAAAAUAAAAAGUUUAGUUUUUACAUUCUCGCCACCCACGUGACAUCAGCGAUGGCGAUGAGGUCACUGGGACGAUAUCAAGCGCCUACAGCUCACCAACCCCAAGAAUCAGAUUCAUCAUAUGUAUUUAUACUGGAGAAAUCCGAUGAGCUAUGAAGCUCUAUUUGAAGGGGAAAGGCAGGAAAGGGUUCACCUCUUCAAUGAAAACGCACGAAACUGUUAAACACGUGUCAGGUAACUCGCCAAUAAAUUAAUGCGAUCUGCGUUCAUAGAGGCGGUUCAAGUGAAGAUUGUGAUCAGCGUGUGCGCGUGCCCGCGUGUUCCUCGUGUGCCCGUAAUCAACCCACACGUGGCUCUAUCCAAGGGGCACAGCGUAGCACGUGCUACUAUCACAGUAGUAGCACGUGCUACUAUCACAGUAGUAGCACGUGCUACUAUCGCAGUAGUAGCAAAGAAUAAUGAAUGUCUCCCGUGCUGUGUCGAUAUAUAUACACGACUGGACAUCUGUGCAUCAAGAGCUUCACAGCUCAUCGGAUUCCUGCAGAAUAAAGAUUCAGAUUUUGAGAA